Messenger RNA from Gambusia affinis (western mosquitofish), 5242 nucleotides. RefSeq names its product TPA-induced transmembrane protein. Lineage: Eukaryota; Metazoa; Chordata; Actinopteri; Cyprinodontiformes; Poeciliidae. Bases 4059 to 4703 code for a protein of 214 amino acids. The record is from RefSeq and is a predicted model, not a curated record. The transcript is spliced from 7 exons.
GUAAGACCUCCUGGAUAGCAAGAUGCAACCAAGUCUUCAGAAGAUGGACAGACCCACACAAUGACAGGUUCUUCACUUUUCCUUGCAGUGAAAAUGAUGUCCUUUUUCAGAGAAAUUAUCAUGUUUUACCAGUUUUUAUUUCAAUAUCAGUAUCAGUAUUUUAAAGAACCUAUGAUGUCAUGAUGCACGCGGAGGGUCUAAAUCGAGGAGAAUAGCCCCGUUGUAUAUAAAUCCUCCACUACACUGGAAAUGAGGUAACUUUAUACUUUUUCCUCCUUUGUUUGCAGCCAUUUAGUUGGCAUGAAGUGGUUAUGAUGACUUAGUGACCAGUGGGUUCAAUCCCCAUACUGGCCAAUUGAAACAUAAAGGCUUUCAGAAAAUCAACACUUCAAAAUAGUAGAAGGCCUUAAAUUCAACCAUUAUGCAUAUUAUUUUGGAAAAACUGAGGUCAUAGGUUCACUCCCAAUACCGGCCAAUAGAAAUCUAAAGUCUUCAGAAAAUCAACACUUAAAAAUAAAAUAAGGCUGGAGAUUGAAAUCAACAAUUCAAAACAAAAAAGUCUGCAAAUUAAACUAUAAUGCAAUGUUGAUUUUGAAAAACAUGAGCAUAUGAGUACUUUUAUCAAAUCUUCGGAUGUGGAAAGAUCAUGUAAGUUUUUCUUAAAUCCACGAAAACUCAACAUUGUGUAUGACCGGUUAGCUCAGCUGGCCACAGCGUGGUGCUAAUAAUGCUGAAGUCAUGGGUUCAAUCCCCAUACUGGCCAAUUGAAAUCUAAAGUCUUUCAGACAAUCAAUACUUCAAAAUAAAAAAUUGCUGGAGAUUAAAAUCAACACUUAGAAAUAAAAAAUGGCUCUGAAAUAAAAUCAACACUUUAAAAUAAAAAAUUGCUGGAAAAUAAAAUCAAUCACUGGUGAAAGUAACUUUCUCAAAGUAUCUAUGCCAGUCACAGGUGAUGGUGAUUGGGUUUCUGAUUGCUCCUUGAAAAAGUAACUUAGAUUACAAAUAACUUGAUCUGGAAAGUAACUAAGUUACUUUUUUAGUUACUUUCAGCAGCUGCUAACAACAACGCUCCACCACCUGUGAAAAUUACAUUGAGCAAGUUAUUUUAUAAUGGUAACAUCAAUAAUAUAUCUCCACUUAUAAGAUUGAACUGAAGGGGAGAUUGUUUAAUGGUUAUAACAAUACAAAAAAAAGCUUUAGUAAUUUGUGCGUGUCUUUAUGUGUUCCACUGUUCUCCACAUCACAGUGACAUCACUGGCCACAAAACAUCAAUAUCUUGCAGAAGAAAAUGUAUCAAACCUCUUUUGGUAAAUGUUUUGUUUUUCCUUAAUACCUAAAAAAUUUCUUAUAGCAGAUAUUGAAGUUGUCUUUUCAUGAUAUACAACAUUUUCUGACUGUUUUAUUCAUCUGGACUGAGCAGCAUCUUUGGCUUGUAAAGGUUGCAGACCCCUGGACUGGACAGACCUGCCCACACUUAAACACAAUCACCACCAAAGGUUUGUCUGGUGACAUCAGUGGCUUAAACAUGGCGUUUUCUUUGACAUCUCCAGCAUUGUUGACAGCUAUCAUUCCUUCUCGGCAUAAAUCGACUUUUACCAGAGAACAGAAUUGAGUUUGCUGGUCCCUUGUCCAUGACAUCUGUGUGUGAUGGUGUGGUCAGGUACCCGCAAAGGUCGUCCUGUAAGUGUUACAUGCUGAUAUAAAUGGUUUCGACUUAUCUGACGUGUCUCUUAACUCCCUUAAAUCUGCUUGGAGUUGAGUGGCAUUCUUCAUCACUCAGUUCUCCAGGGCAUUAUUCACAAAGAAGCAGCCAUCAGUGUGGGAUGUGGCCAGAGGACGUCCACUUCUGUGUGUUUCUGGACUUUUCUGGCAUUUCUGUAUGUAACCUUAUGACACUCUGUGAAACCCUAAGCUCAGUAGCCACUUCUGUUUAAUUACAUCCUGCCUGAAACUCCACAAUGGCGAGGCACAGUUGAUCAUCUGCUAAGUGUCGUCUUGGUCUUGUGACGUCAAAGCGCGAUGAUGAGGAAAUGUAUUGGUUGAUUCCUGGUUAAAACGCCUGCUGUGAAUUUUGUCAUUAAGCUCCGUAUUACAGAAAAGGAAGUGGUGCAACAAGGACUGACUCAUUGAAUAGUGAUACAUGAGCACUUAAAGGUUUAGAGAAGGUUACAUUACGUUCACCUCUACAGGUUGUUGCACAUUUUGGCUUCAUCCUGUAAUUUCACCCUACCUUGUAUGAGUAAUGGAUAUCAUGCCUGUUUGUGCUUUAUUUUUUUUCUAUUUCUAACCUAAAUAAUAUUUGGUAAUGUCACAUAGUUUAUUUAUUCACUGUGAGAUUAAGUCAUACAUUUAUCCUGCAUUUCAAGUAGUUAGGUAAAUAUUUGUAAAUUCCUAAGCAGAUACCGAGGCAACUGGAUAAUGUUAGAUGCUUUUCUUUAAAACUAAAAGUGCUGAUUUUUAUAAGUAUUUUAUUCAUAGAGCGAGUCACCAGCGACUUGUUUUGUAAAGAUGAUAGAGUUCAUAUCUUGUGUUGUUAUUCCUGGAAUCUGCUGAAGUCUUUCUUCCAGUUUGAGGUCACUGUCUCAAGGUUUCAGAUUAACUGUGAAGCUACUUCCAAAUAUGACUUUUCACAAAUUUCUAGUUCUGAUUUGAAGCUCUGUGUUUUCUUUUCAAGAGUUCAAGUUCCUUCUUAAUGCUUCUGUGGUGUCAGUUGUAUCAUCUGUCAUUCUGCUGUCUUCUGUAUUUUUUUAAGCAAUAGAGGGUUUCACUAUAACUAACUUGUCUGUUUGGAUGUUGGCUUUCACAGUCACUUUAACUGUGGGAUUCACGCUCACACUUGGCAUGUUUCAACAUGUUUGUACAAUUGCAGACGGUUUCUGAUUGUUAUGUUCUGGUCUGUCUUUGCACAAGCUACUCUAUCUACAAAUCUGUUUGUAAAGUAGGGUAAAGAUAUCUAAAAUAUUUUUUAAAUAUGUUGUCUAUAGCAGUCACACAUAAACAAAAACUGAUUAAGGCAGGCCCUUAGAGAGGGUGCAAUGAGGAGAAGAUAAAAGCAGAACUCGUGCUGCAAUCUUUUCUGCACUUUGUGUCACCUUCAAGGUGUGCUGAGUGGAGCCCAGCGCUGGACAGUGAAUGUCACUCUAUAUCUGUCCAGUUUGUAUGACUUGUAACAUUUCAUUUCAACUGGAAUUCAAAAGUACCUUACUGAUGAAAAAGGGAAAUUAAAUUUGAUAAUUUUCGGCAUUAACGGAUACUUUAUACUCAACCAAAUCUAAUUAAUUCUCAAGGUAAUGUCUGAGGAGUUUUGGUCAGGUCACAGAACUGGUAAACACAGCUGGGUGUUGCACAGAAGGGGAAAAGCGUGCAGCACAACAAAGGUGAGUUACCUUCUGCUGGACAAUUAUCAAGUCAGCAUUUCUCCUUUUGUGUACAUCAUAUUUUUGUGUUACAUGUCAUUUUUAUUCAUCUGUAAUAUUCUAGUUUAUUGAGAAAGUAAACUUAUUUUGUUAAGCCGUAAAACAUAAUAAUCAAAAUUAGCAGAAAUGCUUGAAUUAGUUCAACAUUUUGUAAUGAAUUACUGAAAUAAAUUCAUCUAAAAAUACUUUUAAAUUAUUUAGACGCAUGUGUGGAGACAGUGGUUGGUAUUUCCGACCCGACUUUCAAAAAAUACCGGAGUUGUGUCAUUAUAUUCGUGUUGAUUCAUGUGGUAGAGUGAAGAGGCUUCAGUACCGCCUCCCAAGAUCAUCGCCCAUUCGGGAAAAGUCGCCUGUCAACAAUUCGGACGAAACCGAAACGACUCACCUGCCAGCCAGUCCAAGAAGGGAGGACCUGGGAAAGAAGACACUUUACCCCCAACCCCGAGGGAGCGCUGCCCUCAGCUUCUUACCGAAAAUUAAAAAUUGUUUGUUGUUGUCGGUCGGCGAGAACUUUUUUUUUUUAUUUACUUUUUGAACCGAGACUGAUACGUUUCAAAACGUAUUCCUUCUAAGUUGACACCGUUUAACAGGCGCUUCCGGGUCUUUUGGAAGACUAAAACCACGGAAUGAAAUCUGAAGAGAAUGGACUUGGAAGAAAUUAAGAUAAAUCCGGACCAAAAGGAAAUGGUAGAUGGUCAAGAUGGUGAAGCCGGUGAAGGAAAGGUUUUUCUUCCACAGAGCAAUAAUGGGGGGACAAGCAUUAAACCAAACCAUAAGAACAGGACAAGUCUACAGAAUUGUUUAUCCCACAAUGGAAAACGCAGCAAACUGAUUGCUGCCUUCAUUGUCAUUCUCCUUAUAACUGUUGUGAUUGUCAUCUCUGUGGUUGCGUGCUGUGCAAACAAUGACGAUGAAGACGAAAAAUUUGACCGAACAACGUUUAAUCUGCAACAGAAAUUUAAUGGGAGCUUCCAGAUGGAAACUCCAUUUUCAAAUGAAACCCAAGGUCUCAAUGAUGUCCAGAGAAAGCUGACCGAGCUCUAUGAAUCCUCCCAUGCUCUGGGUCGUUUCUUCUCAAACGCGGAGACAUUUCACCUUGGGAGUGAGUCUGCUGUCGUGCAAUACAAGCUGACAUUUAUCUUUCCAGAAGAAGAGCUUAGAAACUCCACUCUUAGCAGAGAGAUUGUGUACAAUGUGCUCAGGCAGUUCAUCUACGACCAGAAUGAAGAAGAAUCUGGGGCUAUGUUCAUUCUCCCAAGUUCCUUGAAAAUGCACUCAAUGCAUUAAUCAGAUCUUGCAAAAUGAGCUCCUGUAAAACCACUAAAACCAGUUUUCCAGGAUGGGAAUUUUUUUUUACGUAAUGGCCUAGAGACAGUUGACUUGUCAGCUGUUGUUCACCACACAAACAGAAACCCUGCCCAUGUGAAUGCUCUCUCAUGACCAGAUAGCAUAAACCACAUCGUUGUUUUACAUUUAUGAUUUUUAUGUACUGUAAUGUAGAUUUUGUUGUGUAUUGCCAUUGUUUUUAAGCUCCGAAGGUCUUUGUUAAAACCUCAGAUGUCAUAUAUUGAUGUAGCGGAAAUGAUGACCUGCUGUUAGAAGUGGGUACACACACGUUUAGUUUUCAAGCAGACAUAAUUUGCAAACUGUAACUGGACUUGCCUUGAAAUAUUUGCCUAAAGUGCAACAAACACUGAAAUAGGCAGGUACAGAGAGACAAAGAGUUAUUUUAUUUGCCAAGUGAUGAACUUAUUGACCUAAGUGUAAUUUAUAAUGUUCUUUUAAUUAUGUGUGCUUUGUGACAAAUAUUAAAUAUCUAAGUUGUU